Molecule: messenger RNA, 2380 nt
Organism: Selaginella moellendorffii
Lineage: Eukaryota; Viridiplantae; Streptophyta; Lycopodiopsida; Selaginellales; Selaginellaceae
Product: pentatricopeptide repeat-containing protein At3g16610-like
Exons: 2
Coding region: 1-2307 (768 amino acids)
Biological process (GO): RNA modification
Molecular function (GO): protein binding; RNA binding
Source: RefSeq, a predicted model, not a curated record
AUGCAAAUGCUACAACAGCCCAGUGUCUCCUCGCUUCUCCUGGCGCUCAAGGAAUGCGGCAGCGCGCGGGAUCUCCAGCGGGGAAGGGUCGUCCAUGGCGAUGCGAUCCAAUCCGGCCUCGCGGCGGACAUCUUUGUCGCCACGACGCUGGUAAGCAUGUACUCCAAAUGUGGCAGCAUGGCCGACGCGCGCAAGGUCUUCGACGCCAUGCCCAGCCGGAAUCUCGUCUCCUGGACCGCUCUCAUGCUGGGAUACGCGCAGAACGGGGAACCCGAGCUCGCGCUGGGACUGUUCCAGCAGCUCCAGCACUGUGCCACUUCGCUGGAUCGAUCGACUCUCCUAGCGGCGCUUACGGCCUGCCGGAAUCUGGCUGCCAAGGGACAGGAGUGCGAGAGCUUGAGAAGGAGCUGCUUAGAGAAGGGGGCGGAAAUCCAUUGCCUUGCUGCGAAGAAUGGAUUAGAAGAAGAUAUCUUCGUGGCGAGUAGCUUGGUGGAUAUGUACGUCAAGUGCGGGAGCUUGGUGGAUGCUCUUCGGGUUUUCCGCGGGAUUCCACGCAACAAUGUGGUCUCGUGGACUGCCAUGGUUUUCGGCUACGUGCAAAACGGGGAGUUCGCGACUGGAUUGGCGCUCUUUGCUCGGAUGCAGCUGGAAGGCUGUGAUCCAGGAGAUCAAACUUUCGUCGCUGCGAUCAAGGCGUGCAGUGGCUUAGCAGCGAAAGAAGAAGGCCGGAAGAGAGAUGGUUGCAAGGUGGUUGUGAAGGUAAAAUCGUUGGAGAAAGGAAGAGUGAUCCACUCUCAGGCAGCCAGACGCGGGUGCGACCCAUUCGUUACGAGUAGCUUGGUGGAGAUGUAUCUCAAGUGCGGGAGUGUGGUGGAUGCUCGUCGAGUCUUUGACGAGAUUCCACGUAAGAAUGUGGUGUCUUGGACGACGCUCAUCCUAGGAUACGUCCAGGUCGGGAAACCAAUGGCCUGCGCGAGCUUGGCAGCUAUGGAAGAUGAGGACGAAGGCAAGACGAAGAAGAGCUCGAAGUCAUUGCUGCUGAGAAAAGGUACGAGCAUUCAUUUUCAAGCUGUUCAAGCGGGUUUUAGUUCUGAUGUUUUCUUGAGCAGCAGCUUGAUCAACAUGUACGCGAAGUGUGGAAGUAUCUUGCGUGCCCAGGAGGUGUUUGACAUGAUGAAGUUUCAUGACGUUGUUUCCUGGACAACGUUGAUCCUUGGGUACGCUCAGAACGGAGAAGGUGAGCAUGCGUUACUUCUCUUUCAAAUAGCUCUUGACAAGAACUUGGUAAACUCUCAGAGCUUCGUUGCAGCUCUGAAGGCAUGCACGAGUCUGGCUUCGCUGGAAGAGCUGGAGGACGCUGACGGGAAGCUGCUUAAACUCGAGAGAGGAAUGGCCGUCCACUCCGAGGCCGCUCGAAGAGGCUACGAGCCGGACAUCUUUGUGGCGAGCACGCUAGUCGACUUUUACGCAAAGUGUGGAAGCCUGGAGGAUGCUAGCCGUGUCUUCAACCGGAUGGAGAAACACAAGUCGGUAACUUGGAAGGCAAUGCUACAGGCUUGCGUCCACAACGGAGGAGCAGAGACGGCACUACACUUGUUCGCGUGCAUGGACUUGGAAGGCUUUGUGCCGGACAGCGGGGCAUUCAGUGUGGCUCUGAAGGCCUGCUCGAGCACCGGAGCACUGGAAGUGGGACGAAGUCUACACAGGGAGCUUCGGAUUUCUGGCCUGAUGGACGACACAAUGGUGGCGAACUGUCUGUUGGACUUCUACGGCAAGUGUGGCAGCAUGGUGGAAGCUCAGGAGGUAUUCAACUCGAUUUCUUCCAGAGAUGUGAUAACUUGGACUUCGCUGAUCGCAGGAUACAGUCAAAGAGGCGAGAUCGACAGAGUUUUCUGCCUGCUCCGCGACAUGAGAGACGAUGGCUUGCAUCCAAACAAAGUGACGCUCCUGGCAGUCUUAAGCGCGUGCAGUCAUGCCGGCCUGGUUGACAGAGGUAAGGAGUUUUUCUUUUCCAUGGGCUCCAAGUAUGGGCUAGCUCCAGAGCUUGAGCAUUACCACUGUGUGAUAGAUAUGCUGGGAAGAGCCAACCAGCUCGAGGAGGCAGUGGCGAUGGUGAAGUCGAUGCCUCACAAAGCCAACGUGGUUACAUGGACGACUGUACUGACCGCCUGCCGGAAGUGGAAGAACGUAGAGGUGGGAAGAAUUGCUUUUGAGUCGCUACUGAGAUUGGAUUCCAGGAACACAGCGGCUCAUGACUUGAUGGCUAACAUUUUAGAGAAUACCCAAGACAAUGCUGCUGGGUUCUAGAUCUGGAAGAACCCAGCGUUUUUCUGUUUAGAUCUACAACUUGGGUAUAUGGAAACUUUCUCUUGCUUCUCUC